Molecule: messenger RNA, 1014 nt
Organism: Penicillium longicatenatum
Lineage: Eukaryota; Fungi; Ascomycota; Eurotiomycetes; Eurotiales; Aspergillaceae
Product: putative Ras family GTPase (Rab4b)
Exons: 4
Coding region: 1-1014 (337 amino acids)
Biological process (GO): regulation of endocytosis
Cellular component (GO): endosome
Molecular function (GO): GTP binding; GTPase activity
Source: RefSeq, a predicted model, not a curated record
AUGCGUCCCAGGGGUCUCUCUGCCGCCUCUUCCGUCUCCUCAGUUCCUGACCAAGAUCAGGAACUGGGGAGCAUGUACGAUUACCUAGCCAAGGUAAUUCUCCUGGGACCCAGUGGUGCGGGGAAAUCCUGUGUGCUGCACCGAUUCGUCAAGAAUGAAUGGCGAGUGCUGUCAUCACAGACUAUCGGAGUCGAAUUCUCUUCCCGCAUCAUUAAACUAGGCACCGGUUCAAGACGGAAACGCAUCAAGCUCCAGCUUUGGGACACGGCCGGCACGGAACGUUUCCGAUCCGUAUCUCGAUCCUAUUAUCGCGGUGCAGCCGGUGCCAUUCUCAUUUACGAUGUCGCCUCCUACCCUUCCUUCGCUGCUCUUCCGACCUUCCUGAUGGACGCGCGAGCCCUGGCCUCCCCGAACUUGACUGUCUUGCUAGCGGGGAACAAGGCCGAUCUCGCCGAUCAAACCUCCGAGGUCCCCGACGAGUCCACGCGACCACCACCGACGUCGUCGAGUAGCUCCAGCAAACAGUCCUCGUUGCCCUUCGACGCUAACAGCUCCAUGCGCUCGACGAACUACCUGGGCGCGGGAACCCGUAUGACUGCGACAUUCGCCGAGGAUCGGGAGGUGAGCCGGGAGGACACGGCUCGUUGGGCGGCGCAAUCGAAUAUCCCAGUCGCUGUCGAGGUCUCCGCUCUGACCGGUGAAGGCGUGGAGGAGAUCUUUCAUCGACUUGCGCGAAUUAUACUCACGAAAAUUGAGUUGGGUGAGAUUGACCCAGAUGAUCCCCAAAGUGGCAUCCAGUAUGGGGAUGGAGGACUCUAUGGCCACGGUACCAGCGACGCCUCGAGCAUUCGGAGCAAAGCCACAUUAGAUGAGAAUGCUCUGCCUCUUCAUCGAUCCUCGCGGCGGCGAGGCAACAGGCCUGGCUCGGCAGGCUGGAAGGGUGGCAUGAGAGAAUGGGAAGAUGUGUUUCGCUUGGGUGGUACUCAGUCCCGGCGAAACAAAGGAUGUUGCUGA